This is a messenger RNA of Candidula unifasciata, 2544 nucleotides long. Lineage: Eukaryota; Metazoa; Mollusca; Gastropoda; Stylommatophora; Geomitridae. The record is from the annotation of a GenBank genome assembly.
AUGACAGGACAAAAUAACACAGUACCAGGGUUGACUAAUAGUAGUAAUACAACAUUGCUAGAGCACAAAUAUUGGAGUCAAGUUUCACAAAACAAAGCCCCACUGAUUGGAAUUAGCACAGAAUUUUCUUUGACAAGUAAUAAUUGUCAAUUUAAACAAAGCAUAGAAGAAAAAAUUGAGGACAAACCAAACUUGUCUCAUAUUUGUGUUUCAUCUGUCAAUGAUGCCCACUGUUUAAACAGACACAAAAGGAAACAUACAGAAGACAAACCUUAUAAGCCUAGAGUAUGUCGUGCAUCAUUUUCUUAUACUUCCAGCCUGAAGCCAUGCAAGAGCACAUAUAGAGAGAAGAAAUCUUACAAAUGUGAUGAUUGUGGUGAAUCCUUUUCUGAAUCUGACAAUCUAAUAACACACCUGACAACACAUACAGAAGAGAAACCUUACAAGUGUGAUGACUGUGGUGCAUCUUUUACACAAUCUGGCAGUCUGAAGAUUCACAAGAGAACACAUACAAAAGAGAAACAUUUUAAGUGUGAAGAUUGUGGUGCAUCAUUUUCUUAUUCUGACCAUCUGAAAAAUCACAAGAGAACACAUGCAAAAGAGAAACCUUACCAGUGUGGUGAAUGUGGUGCAUCUUUUACUCACUCUCACAGUCUAAAGAUUCACAAAAGAAAACACACAGGAGAGAAACCUUACAAAUGUGAUGAAUGUGGUGCAUCUUUUACUCAGUCUCACAGUCUAAGGAUUCACAAGAGAACACAUACAGGAGAGAAACCUUACAAAUGUGAAGAUUGUGGUGCAUCUUUUGCUAAAUCUGGCAAUCUAAUGACACACAAGAGAACACACACAGGAGAGAAACCUUACAAAUGUGAAGAUUGUGGUGCAUCUUUUGCUAAAUCUGGCAAUCUAAUGACACACAAGAGAACACACACAGGAGAGAAACCUUACAAAUGUGAAGAUUGUGGUGCAUCAUAUUCUCAAUCCAACCAUCUGAAAAAUCACAUGAGAACACAUACAAGAGAGAAACUUUUUAAAUGUGAAUAUUGUGAUGUAUCAUUUUCUAAAUCUGACCAUCUGAAAAAUCACAAGAGAACACAUACAAGAGAGAAACCUUACCAAUGUAAUGAAUGUGGUGCAUCUUUUAUUCAAUCUGGCAGUCUAAGGAUUCACAAGAGAACACAUACAGGAGAGAAACCUUACAAGUGUGAUUUGUGUAAUGCAUCUUUUACCAUAUUUGGCACUCUAAAGACACACAAGAGAACACACACAGGAGAGAAACAUUACAAAUGUGAAGAUUGUGGUGCAUCAUUUUCUAAAUCUGACCAUCUGAAAAAUCACAAGAGAACACAUACAAGAGAGAAACCUUACCAAUGUAAUGAAUGUGGUGCAUCUUUUACUCAUUCUGGCAGUCUAAGGAUUCACAAGAGAACACACACAGGUGAGAAACCUUACACAUGUGAUGAAUGUGGUGCAUCUUUUACUCAAUCUCACUGUCUAAGGAUUCACAAGAGAACACAUACAGGAGAGAAACCUUACAAAUGUGAAGAUUGUGGUGCAUCUUUUGCUCAAUCUGGCAAUCUAAUGACACACAAGAGAACACACACAGGAGAGAAACCUUACAAAUGUGAUGAAUGUUGUGCAUCUUUUACUAAAUCUGGCAAUCUAAAGACACACAAGAGAACACACACAGGAGAGAAACCUUACAAAUGUGAAGAUUGUGGUGCAUCAUAUUCUCAAUCUGACCAUCUGAAAAAUCACAUGAGAACACAUACAAGAGAGAAACCUUAUCAGUGUGAUGAAUGUGGAUCGUCAUUUUCUCAGUCUGUUGAUCUGAAGUCACACAAGAGAACACAUACAGGAGAGAAACCUUACAAAUGUGAAGACUGUGGUGCAUCUUUUACUAAAUCUGGCAAUCUAAAGACACACAAGAAAACCCACAUAGGAGAGAAACCUUACAAAUGUGAAGAUUGUGGUGCAUCAUUUUCUAAAUCUGACCAUCUGAAAAUUCACAAGAGAACACAUACAAGAGAGAAACCUUACCAAUGUAAUGAAUGUGGUGCAUCUUUUACUCAAUCUGGCGGUCUAAAGAUUCACAAGAGAACACAUACAGGAGAGAAACCUUACAAGUGUGAUUUGUGUAGUGCAUCUUUUGCCAUAUUUGGCACUCUAAAGACACACAUGAGAACACAUACAGGAGAGAAACAUUACAAAUGUGAAGAUUGUGGUGCAUCAUUUUCUAAAUCUGACCAUCUGAAAAAUCACAAGAGAACACAUACAAGAGAGAAACCUUACCAAUGUAAUGAAUGUGGUGCAUCUUUUACUCAUUCUGGCAGUCUAAGGAUUCACAAGAGAACACACACAGGAGAGAAACCUUACACAUGUGAUGAAUGUGGUGCAUCUUUUACUCAAUCUCACUGUCUAAGGAUUCACAAGAGAACACAUACAGGAGAGAAACCUUACAAAUGUGAAGAUUGUGGUGCAUCUUUUACUAAAUCUGGCAAUCUAAAGACACACAAGGGAACACACACAGGAGAGAAGCCUUAG